UAUGCGUCAGACUUGUAGCUUCACCUUGAUACCUUGGCCCCUGCCUAAUCAAACGAUUCUCCUGCAACUUCGGAUCUGUAGACUCACGCAAAUAUGUCUCGAAGAUAUGAUUCCAGAACGACCAUCUUCUCGCCCGAGGGUCGAGUUUUCCAGAUCGAAUAUGCGAUGGAGGCCAUCUCCAUGGCCGGAACAGUCCUCGCUAUCCUCAGCAAAGAGGGAGUUGUGAUGGUUGCGGAAAAGAAAGUGACCGGUAAACUGCUCGAUCUUUCUCUGACUAGCUCGGGUGGGGAAGGUUUGGAGGCUUGGACAGGUGGUGGUGCCGAAAAGAUCUUCCUCCUCAACAACAACAUUCUCGCUGGUGUAGCAGGAAUCACCUCGGACGCCAACUCGCUUGUCAACUACGCCAGGACUGCCGCUCAGAAGCAUUUGUUCAGCUAUGACGAGGAGAUUCCGGUGGAAAUGCUGGCUCAAAGGUUGUGUGAUCUCAAGCAGGGAUACACGCAGUAUGGAGGACUUCGACCUUUCGGUGUCUCCCUUUUGUAUAUCGGUCACGACCCUAUCCACGGAUUCCAGCUAUACCAUUCGGAUCCGUCCGGGAACUACUCUGGCUGGAAGGCCACCUGCAUCGGAGCGAACAACUCGAACGCUCAAUCCCUGCUCAAGCAGGACUACAAGGACGAGAUCACGUUGGAGGAAGCCAAGGCGCUGGCCUUGAAGAUUAUGAGCAAGACGAUGGACUCGACAAAGUUGGGAAGCGAAAAGCUCGAGUUCGCUACAAUGACUUUGGACCCUGCUACUCAGCUACCCCUUGCCAAGAUCUUCCGAUCAGCCGAGUUGGACGAGUUGUUGCGGAAAUACGAACUCGGAGGUACCUCGGAUUCAGAGGUCGGGGUUGGGCAGGGGACCGGUGGUGGCAGCGGUGGAGACACCAGCAUCUCGGUAUCGACGUGAUAGAAUUUCGAAUUAUCUUUCUACCUCUGACGAUCUUUACUGUACGAGCGCCAAUACUCAUGAUUACGAACAUGCCCUCCCAU
Filobasidium floriforme is the source of this 1034-nucleotide messenger RNA. Its product is annotated as putative proteasome subunit alpha type 4. Lineage: Eukaryota; Fungi; Basidiomycota; Tremellomycetes; Filobasidiales; Filobasidiaceae. Gene Ontology annotation, cellular component: proteasome core complex; cytosol; nucleus. Bases 94 to 951 code for a protein of 285 amino acids. The transcript is spliced from 9 exons. The record is from RefSeq and is a predicted model, not a curated record. Gene Ontology annotation, biological process: ubiquitin-dependent protein catabolic process.